This is a messenger RNA of Durotheca rogersii, 924 nucleotides long. RefSeq names its product putative 40S ribosomal protein S24. The coding region runs from base 291 to 701 and encodes 136 amino acids. Gene Ontology annotation, molecular function: structural constituent of ribosome. The transcript has 3 exons. Gene Ontology annotation, biological process: translation. Lineage: Eukaryota; Fungi; Ascomycota; Sordariomycetes; Xylariales; Xylariaceae. Gene Ontology annotation, cellular component: ribosome. The record is from RefSeq and is a predicted model, not a curated record.
AGGCACGUGCGUGGCGGAAAGAGUGUCUGUUAUCUAAUCAAGACCCACGCCUGAGCUAGGCACCCUUUCUCAACCUUUCUUAGGGUUUUAACCUCGCCUAAGUACAGCGCUUUGUGCGGGCAAGCAUGACAGCCCACGGAUGGGGAUUUUCCAUUCCGUUCUAAACCCCAAUCAAUCACACAACAUUCCACCUCAACUGCGAAUUUUUGUGCAAGUCUCACUGUCAAAUCCCAUCACCCAGCAGCAACAUCGCGGUCCAGUCUGUCGCAGUCUGCCUCUCCGUCGCGAACAUGGCUGACUCCGAUACCCCCGUCACCUUGCGAACCCGCAAGUUCAUUCGCAACCCUCUCCUCGGCCGCAAGCAGAUGGUCGUUGACAUUCUGCACCCCGGCCGACCGAAUAUCUCGAAGGAGCAGCUUCGGGAAAAGCUGUCGACCCUUUAUAAGGCACAGAAAGAGCAGGUCUCCGUCUUCGGCCUGCGAACGCAAUUCGGUGGCGGCAAGACGACAGGUUUCGCCCUGAUCUACGACUCCCCCGAGGCAUUGAAGAAGUUCGAGCCUCAGUACAGAUUGAUCCGUGUCGGUCUGGCAACCAAGCCCGAACGAGCUUCGAGACAGCAGCGCAAGCAGCGCAAGAACCGACAGAAGACCCUGCGGGGUACUGCGAAGGUCAAGGGCGCCAAAGCGAAGAAGGAGAAAUAGACGUGGGCUUCUGGGUUUUCUGGUCUCUGCGGAGUGGGUUUGGCUCGGCUUCGGCACUGGCUCUGUGCAUUAUACGCAAAAUGGAUUUCUGCGUCCUACAUACAAACCGGGCACGACAUGGUACCGGCACCUUUUUUCGAGGCGUGACGGAAUGCAUUUGAUGAUUUCCCCACGAUAGCAUAAAUCAAGGAGUUGUUACGGCAACGGCCGUCUUGCAUUUCAU